ACGUUUGUUUAAAUUUUGGUUUAAAAGUGUUUAUAAGUUUUGAAAGAAAAAGGACUGAUAAAACGAUCAAACAAAAUAAGUGCAACAUCAGUGACUUUUGAUUAUUUUUCUUUUUGUUCGGUCAGGAUUUGGUACUUUGACGUAUUUGAUUUGAUUGAGAAUUAACGAGAGAAUCGUUGUCGGGGCAUAGCGAUUUCCGUUAUUAGGAUUCCUCGAGCGAAACGAAGAACAGAACAAACGUCGGAGUGAGAAAACUAUAGAUAAAACGAGAAAACAAGAUUUAGAUCGAGAGAUCUAGAGAUCUCUCUAGAUCUUUCAAAGAGGAUAAAAAAAGGAUAACAAACUGAACGUACACAUCGAGGUCGGGAUACAUAUAUCGUAGACAAUCGAGUGCAACGCUGUUAUUUUUCAAAUCGCGUGCGUUACACUACGCCUCCUAUCGAAACGCAUCGUCCGUAACAUUAGAGGUACAACCUGGACGUUAUGCAAGUAUGGCCAAUCUUCAACUUCGUUGAACCACCAACAACAACAACAACUUCGAUUGAAGCUUUAAUAAGAAAAAAAUGGUCUAUAGAGGUAGCUUGCAAACAGAUGAUCCAAGAGAUGCACCGAAAUUGGUCAGAAUGUCGCCACUUAGAACGAGUAGACCCAACGGACCAGUUUACAACAAUUUUAGAACUUCAACACCAAUUAAAAAUGUUUGUCAGGGAUCUUACAUUGGUCCUAUCGAUUCAAACCAUGCUAAACAUAUCGAUGAGAGACGAUUGGGUCGUGAAAGAGACAUCGAAUCAAUGGAGAAAGUGAUUAUGAGAACAACUGGAUUAAAAAUUGGUGCACCUAAGCUUCGUAAUAUUAGUCAAAUACGAGAAAGCGUGUUCGUUGAUCCCUCACUGAUGCCGAUGAGUCAAAUCGGUAGAUCAGAUGUUCGAGGUCGUCCACGAACUAUAGCGAUUGGAUUGGAAGAAUCUAACGGUAGAGUUUCCAGAGUUCAAAGUUCAAUGUUGGCUGAUCUGAAAGACCUGGAACGACUUCGUAAUACACCGCCGUCUCAAAGGAACGCGAAAACAACGAAUAAAUUGGAUAAAACUGAGACUAAAAAUUCGACGACGACGACGACGACGACAAAUUUGAAAAAAAAUUCAACAGGAAAUUCGACUAAAAUUCGAUCGGAUAUUAUGAAAAUACAACAGAUGUUCCAGAUUCCUGAUAAUAAUAGCAAACCGACAGUUAGGAUUUCUCAAGAGAGGAAGUCGAGGGUCGAGCACGAGAAGGAUGAUAAAAAGUUAGCUGGGGAGAUCAACAGGACACGUUUGCUUGCCCAAAAGCUCUUGGAGGCGUCUCGAAAUAACCGAGACGCGUUGAAGGAUCGUUAUGGUAAUACCAAGAACGCGUCAUCUAACAAACAACUACAGACGAAGGAAGUUAAUGGUAAAGCUCCCUGUAAGAGUACAACCAUUCAAGUGAAAAAUCUUGACUCAAGGCAAUCCAAGACCAAGACCAAGCCUACUGCAGCAACAACUAUCACGACGACGACGACGACGACGACGACGACGACUGAGAAAAUCGAAACGAGUUUGAACGAACCGCAACCACGACCACCAAUUCGUAAAAGAAGAGACUCGAGGAAUCGAGUUAACGAUGAUACUCAAGUUAAUCCUUUGGAAGAGGAUCUCGAUGAUAUUUCGAAACAUUCGUUGAAUUUAUCUAAAGAAUUGGAAAACAAUUGUCAAAACAAUUCGAAAUUUGUACAAGGAUUAUUGGAUAGACCGGAUAUAUUGGAUGGACUUUUAAAGGAAUCCGAUCAACAGCUGGAAGAUUUGAAAAUGGAUUUAGGGGAGAGGGGAAGAUCGAGAAGUCAUUGGAGGGGAUUUAUACAAUCGAUGAGAUUACAUGACGUGGAAUUACAUUCGGAUAGCGAGGAUCAACGAAAAGAUCUUAAUUUGUGGAACAAGAGUAUAAGUCAACGUUGGAGAAAACUCAGAAGACGAUGUUCCGUACAGGAAACAUCCGAACCACAGGAAUCGUUGAUACCUGGUGGUGGUGCUCAAGGUGUCAUCCAUACCGUAAGAUCAACCCCGGCUAGCAGGGAAGCUUCACCGGCUGCUAAAAGUCUUCAGGAUGGUAGCUCGCCGAAAAAAUUACUUCAAACUAGUUCCCUCAGACUGCCAGGCACUACAAAAGGCAUAGCAGAUAUUCAAAACGUGUUGCGAAGUAAAUUCAGUAAAAUAAAUGCCGGAAUUAGAAAAAGAAAAGCACUGAGCGUGACGGAGGUAUUUUCGCAGAAAGACAAUGCUUCGAAUUUUUAUGUUCCGAGUCCAUUGACAUCAUCGACUAGUCAAAGUUUCGACUCGUCUGAACGUUUCGAUUCUAGCGAACCAACGUCUUUACCACCAUACCCUUUUCACGAUACUUUAGAAACCUUAGCAGAGACUAGUGUACCGAAUUCACCUAACUGUAAGAGUCCUUUGGCGGAUGGUUGUUCAAGUUUCGGUUAUUCGGAGAACACGCCUAGUUCUUACGAUCAUCAACAAAUUCAUGAUAAUCAUGAUAAAAAAGACGUUUACGAAAACGUGAUAUUUAACAAUUCAACGUCAAGUUCCUCGUCAAGGUCAAAGGUUUCACUUUAUCGAAGUAAUUCAGAAAGUCGUGACAAUAUCAGACACCAGGAUCAUUCCUACGAGAACGUGCGUUUUCACAGAGGACACAGAUCGGAAGUUGGUUCACCCGGAAGUCCUUAUUGCGAUAGGCAAACAUUAGCAAGAAGUAAUUCCGAAACUAGGGAUCAUCAUUGUUAUGAAAACGUACAUUUUCAGAAAAAUGGUAAAAUUAGGAAUCAAUCGGAUUCGUCUUUCGAAACUAUUCAUAUACCAAGAGUAACGCCGAGAAAAAGAAUCACGGAUUUUAAGGUUGGAGGACAAGUGAGCAAUUAUUCGACCGAUUCAAGCGCCACCUCUAUCGUUGGCAAAGAAGAUGGACCCUCCAGUCUUGGGACUGAGAGGAGUCCCGGGAAAAAGCCUACGAGGAGGUUGAAUAGUCGAAGUGUGGCUAAUAUUCCUAGCUCGUCUGGUGCUAAUUUAAAGACUUGGCAAGGCGCUCAGGACACGGAUGAAGGUCUGAACACAGAUUCCGAAUUGGAAGAUAUAGACGAGGCUGGUGAAGGUGAAGAAUCAAGAUUUUGUACUUUACCAAGGCCUGGUAAAAGUGGUGCAUCCUUUACAAUAUUGACAGCCAGAUUCUUUAAAGGACCUGGUCAUAAGGGACUCGGUUUUAGCAUCGUUGGUGGGACAGAUAGUCCACGUGGAAAUAUGGGAAUUUAUGUUAAAACUGUUUUCCCUAAUGGUCAAGCUGCUGAUCUUGGAACUGUCAAGGAAGGGGACGAAAUUUUGUCAAUAAAUUCGAAACCCCUUCACGGGAUGACACACGCCGAAGCAAUUGCAGAGUUCAAAUCCGUGAAGGCUGGAGACGUUGUUCUUCACGUUGGUCGUCGAGUUAAUAAAAAAAAACGUGAAUCAUUGACGUUACCUCCGGUUGGUCCACCGGCACCUCGGCAACCAAUCAAGUGAAAGACAAAAUUACGAUAAUUUCGGUUUUUUAAGUUAAUCUAAAAAAACGUCGAGAUGUUAAGUGAUAUUUUUUGUUGACUUACCCUAAUCUAUUGGUAAGAGGAAUUUUUCUCUAGGGACAUUAUUUUUUUUUUUUAUCAUCGAUGGCCAAGAAUAUUAAUUGUUGUACUUUUUUUUUUUUAUAAUCGUACAAAGCAAUAGCGUUUAUUAUUGCUGGCAAUAAUAGAAAACUGUGGCCACCACCCUUUCCCUCAACCCCCUUGUUUUGCGACAGAUUUAUGUAGAACAACAACAAAAAUAACAAAUUACCGUUGAUA
This is a messenger RNA of Polistes dominula (European paper wasp), 3880 nucleotides long. RefSeq lists its product as uncharacterized. The record is from RefSeq and is a predicted model, not a curated record. Gene Ontology annotation, molecular function: protein binding. NCBI's taxonomy places the organism in Eukaryota, Metazoa, Arthropoda, Insecta, Hymenoptera, Vespidae.